CAAAAAAAUCUCUCCACUCACAAACAAAGCACAAGAGUAAGAUGGAUGUUCCUUCUGUUGUGAUCCCCAUUUUGGUUGUGCUGGUCUCGAGACUCCUGACAAGCGCCCUGGUGCACCUGUUGUGGAAGCCCUACGCCAUCACCAAGCUGUUCCGUGGGCAGGGCAUCACAGGCCCCAAAUACAGGCUCUUCGUCGGGUCCCUCCCGGAGAUCAAGCGCAUGAAGGCCGCCGCUGCCGCCGACGAGGUCGCCGCCGGCGCCCACUCCCACGACUUCAUCCCCAUCGUGCUGCCCCAGCACAGCAAAUGGGCCACAGAUCACGGGAAGACGUUUCUUUACUGGCUUGGCGCUGUGCCGGCCGUCAGCCUCGGCAGGGUGGAGCAGGUGAAGCAGGUGCUGUUGGAGAGGACGGGGUCCUUCACGAAGAACUACAUGAACGCGAACCUGGAGGCGCUGCUGGGCAAGGGCCUCAUCCUGGCCAACGGCGAGGAUUGGGAGCGCCAUCGCAAGGUUGUGCACCCAGCGUUCAACCACGACAAGCUCAAGUUCAUGUCUGUGGUCAUGGCGGAAAGCGUGGAGUCGAUGGUCCAGCGCUGGCAAUCACAGAUACAGCAAGCUGGAAAUAACCAGGUUGAAUUAGACCUAAGCAGAGAGUUGUCAGAGCUUACUUCUGAUGUGAUCACCCGCUCGGCCUUCGGUAGCAGCCACGAGGAGGGCAAAGAGGUCUACCAAGCACAGAAAGAGCUCCAAGAACUGGCCUUCUCAUCAUCAUUAGAUGUGCCAGCUCUGGUUUUUCUAAGGAAAUUACCAAUCAUAAGGGGGAACACACGAGCUCAUCAGCUCGUCAAGAAAUCGAGGACCAUGCUCAUGGAGAUAAUCGAAGGACGGCUUGCCAAAGUCGAAGCUGCCGAAGCCGGCUAUGGCAGUGAUCUUCUUGGACUGAUGCUGGAGGCGCGAGCUCUGGAGAGGGAAGGGAACGGCCUGGUUCUCACCACCCAGGAGAUCAUAGACGAGUGCAAGACCUUCUUCUUCGCGGGGCAAGACACUACCUCCAACCACCUCGUCUGGACGAUGUUCCUGCUGAGCAGCAACGCUCAGUGGCAAGACAAGCUACGGGAGGAGGUGCUGACAGUGUGUGGAGAUGCAAUUCCAACGCCCGACAUGGCUAACAGGCUGAAACUGGUUAACAUGGUUCUCUUGGAAUCACUGAGGCUGUACAGCCCAGUAGUAAUCAUAAGGAGGAUUGCUGGUUCAGAUAUCGAUCUUGGCAACCUAAAAAUUCCCAAGGGAACUGUGCUUUCCAUACCGAUCGCCAAGAUACACCGGGACAGGGAUGUAUGGGGACCCGAUGCCGACGAGUUCAACCCUGCAAGGUUCAAGAAUGGCGUGUCGAGAGCCGCGAGCUACCCAAACGCGCUGCUGUCCUUCUCACAGGGUCCAAGAGGUUGCAUCGGCCAGACCUUCGCGAUGCUAGAGUCGCAGAUCGCGAUCGCCAUGAUCCUCCAGAGGUUCGAGUUUAGGCUGUCUCCAUCGUACGUUCAUGCUCCCAUGGAGGCGAUCACCUUGAGGCCCAGGUUUGGACUUCCUGUUGUCCUAAGGAAUCUCCAGGGAUGAGAUGGACCGUACGUACUAUUAUAUAUUAUACAGUGUGUCGAUCUCUACGGUUCGUGCCUUCAUUAUAUAUUUGCGCAAUUUUCCUUUAUUUAUCCUACGGAAAAGGUAAUGAGUGAAAGUGAAUACUGUUAUCCAGAAGAAGCAACACACAUUUUGGCUGGAAAAGUAAAUGAAUAAAUUCUACUCCGGCCACUUGAAUAUAUAUUACAAAGCUUCUAUGUUGGUCUAGAAA
This is a messenger RNA of Oryza sativa Japonica Group (Japanese rice), 1845 nucleotides long. RefSeq names its product cytochrome P450 709B2. Lineage: Eukaryota; Viridiplantae; Streptophyta; Magnoliopsida; Poales; Poaceae. The record is from RefSeq and is a predicted model, not a curated record. Gene Ontology annotation, molecular function: heme binding; oxidoreductase activity, acting on paired donors, with incorporation or reduction of molecular oxygen; monooxygenase activity.